Molecule: messenger RNA, 2511 nt
Organism: Papaver somniferum (opium poppy)
Lineage: Eukaryota; Viridiplantae; Streptophyta; Magnoliopsida; Ranunculales; Papaveraceae
Product: zinc finger MYM-type protein 1-like
Exons: 4
Coding region: 1-2511 (836 amino acids)
Molecular function (GO): protein dimerization activity
Source: RefSeq, a predicted model, not a curated record
AUGGUGGUGGUUGUUGCUUACUUCCAACCAGGGACGGAGGCAUGUAGUGGCAGUACAAAUGAACUUGGUGAACUUGCUUCUUCUUUACCUACUGAAGUGAAAAGAUUAAAAGAAAGUGAUGCGGUGAACUUGUUAACUGAUGUUGAAUUGGAAAACCUCCCUUCGGAUCCAGGGCUUCGAAAACCGAUUAUGGAUUAUCAUCCAAAUGUUAGAAACCAAGUUCGAAGGGCAUAUUUGCAGAAUGGGCCGUGCCAGCCUAAAAAUCAUAAAUUUCCUAAUUCACGGAAAGGUAGAAAGUUCAAUCAUUCUUGGUUCAAAGCUCAUGAAUAUUGGCUAGAAUACAGCAUAUCAAAAGAUAGAGUAUAUUGUUUAUGUUGUUACUUGUUUAAAUCAAGUGGUGCUAAUAACUUUGCUGAUGAAGGAUUUUGUACUUGGAGUAAGAAAUCAAGACUGCAGGUUCAUGUAGGAGAUAUAAAUAGUGCUCACAACGAAGCUCGGAAAGCCUGUGAAGACUUGUUAGAUGAAAAAGUACAUAUUGACACAACACUUGUUAAGCAAACAGAUGAAACUAGAAGGCAAUAUGGAAUUCGUUUGAGGGCUUCAAUACAAAUUGUCCGAAUACUUCUAAGACAGGGUCUUGCAUUUCGUGGGAAUGACGAAGGUGAUGAUUCUGCAAAUCGGGGUAAUUUUCUUGAGAUUUUAGCAUGGCUUGGUAACAUCAAUGUAGAAGAUUUGCAGCCUUAUAUUAUGGAAAAUGCACCGAAAAAUAUGAAAUUGACCUCUCCUGAUGUUCAAAAAGAUAUUACAAGUGUUUUUUCAUUUGAAAUAAUUGCUGCAAUUAUUCGAGACAUUGGUGAUUCAUUCUUUUCAAUGCUGGUUGAUGAGUCUAAAGAUAUUUCGUCAAAGGAACAAAUGGCUGUCGUUUUACGGUAUGUGAAAGAAGGACGUGUUAUUGAGCGCUUUGUUGGGAUUGAACAUGUAGCUACUACCACUGCCCUCUCACUCAAGAAAACAAUCGCUAAUUUCUUUUCGAGGCAUAAUUUAAGUUUUUCCCAGUUGCGAGGACAAGGUUAUGAUGGGGCUAACAACAUGAAAGGUGAGUGUAAUGGCCUUAAGAAGCUUAUUUUGGAUGAAAAUGAGUCUGCAUAUUUUAUUCAUUGCUUUGCUCAUCAAUUACAUUUAGAUGUUGUAAAUGUAGCGAAAAAAGAUCCAGAAAUCAAGGAUUUUUUUUCAUUAGUUACUUGUGUGACUAAUGUUGUUGGAGGAUCACCUAAACGCCUUGAAAUACUUCGAAAAAUAAAAGGUGCUGAAAUUUCUGAAGCUCUUAGCAACAAUGAACUUGAAAUUGGGCGAGGUUUAAACCAAGAGUCGAACCUCAAGCGUGCUGCGGAUACAAGGUGGGGUUCGCACCAAAAUACUUUAAUUAGCUUGAUUAAUUUGUAUUCAGCUGUGAUGGGUGUACUUAGAUCAGUUUCAAAAGAUAAAACUUCUGAUAAGAGAUUUGAAGCUAGAGGUAUUUUGGUUCAUAUGAAGUUAUAUAAUUUUGCUUUUCGUCUUCAUUUGAUGAAAAAUAUUAUGGGAGUUACAAAUGAUUUGUCAGAAGCUUUACAAAGAAAAUACCAGGAUAUUGUGAAUGCCAUGAAGUUAGUUCGGAUUUGUAAGACAAGACUACAAGAGAUGAGGGAUAAUGGUUGGAAUGAUUUACUUAGUGAAGUAUCUUCAUUUUGUGAGCAGCAUAAGAUUAAGGUUGUUUGUAUGAAUGAUUCUAGUUUAGGUAAAGGAAGAGCAAAACACAAUGUCCAAGAAAACAGCAACGAGCAUAAAUACCGUAUUGGGAUAUUUAAUGCUGUUAUAGAUUUGCAACUAAGAGAAUUGAAUGAUCGCUUUACUGAAACAACUACGGAGCUUCUUCUUUGUGUAGCUUGCUUAUGUCCGAGUGAUUCGUUUGCUGCUUUUGAUAAGGACAAGUUGAAGCGCCUUGCAGAAUUUUAUCCAAAGGAUUUUUCUGAAAUUGACAUUGUAUUACUCGAUGGUCAAAUUCAAAACUACAUUAUGGAUGUGAGAACAAGCACUGAGUUUUCAAGUUUGAAUGGAAUUACUGAUCUUGCCCGAAAAAUGGUGGAAACAAAGAAAGACAAGGUAUAUUCAAAGGUUUAUUUACUGUUGACAUUGGCGUUGAUCUUACCGGUUGCUACUGCCAGUGUAGAAAGACUCUUUUCUGCUAUGAAAAUACUGAAGACUCGAUUGCGUAAUAGAAUGGGUGAUGAGUGGUUGAACGACUGCUUACUUGCAUAUGUUGAAAAAGUAAUAAUGGAUAGCAUCGUCAAUGACAUUAUUAUGAACCGUUUUCAGAUCAUGAAACCACGCAAAGGGAGGCUACUUAUGGUUAUGGGUCUUUUGAUUUUUGAAGUUGAUGUAGAGAUGAGUUCAUCUAUUUUGGCGAAAAUGGUAUCUCAAACUUGGAUUCAAAGGACAAAACUCGCAUAUGCAAAUCAUAGUCUAGUCAUGUAA